Messenger RNA from Rhea pennata, 6249 nucleotides. RefSeq names its product mitogen-activated protein kinase kinase kinase 10-like. Gene Ontology annotation, molecular function: ATP binding; protein kinase activity. Lineage: Eukaryota; Metazoa; Chordata; Aves; Rheiformes; Rheidae. Gene Ontology annotation, cellular component: cytoplasm. Gene Ontology annotation, biological process: signal transduction; protein phosphorylation. The record is from RefSeq and is a predicted model, not a curated record.
CAGGUCCUGGGGGGCCUGUAGGGGCCUGGGAGGACCCACAGGGGCCUGGGGGGUCUGAGGGUGGGGGCAAAGGGCCCUGCGGGGACCCACAGAGGCCUAUAUGUCCCUAGGGGAGGGCAGGGACCUAGAGGGGAAGGGCCUGGGGGAGUAGUGCAGGGGCUCCUGGGGCCCAUAGGGGCCUGUUCGUCUUGGAGGGGGGGAUAGAGACCCAGAGGGGCCAGGGGGCCCAUAGGAGCAGUGGGGAUCCGUAGGCAUCUGUGGGUCCCGGGGCGGGACCAUCGGGACCCUUUGGGGCCUGCAGGUCCUAGCGGUGGGGGGCUAGGGUCCCGUCGAGGCACUGGGGACCCUGGGGACCUGGAGGAGACUGGGUUUUGUGGGGGAGGGGGGAAUGGUGACCCAUAGGGAUCCAUAGGCACUGAAACUUAUAAAGACCCAUAGAUACCUGUGAGGACCCACGGGAGCACUAGGGAGCUAUAUGGACUCGUAGAUGCGUUAGAGACCCGAACAGACUUGCACACCCCAUAGGGGCCCGCAGGAUAAAUAGGGAUCCAUAGGGGUACUGGGAACUCGGGUGGACCCAUAUGGGCAUUAAGGGGCUGUAGGGACCCAUAGGAGCUGCAGGGACCCAAAGGGAUCUGUGAGGGCACUAGGGACCUGCAGGACCCACAGAGGCUCCAGGAGCACUGAGGACGUAUAGGAGCCCAUAGGAGCUGUAGGGGCUCCUGGGGAUGCUGUAAGGACCCAUAGGAACCCCAAGGACCCCACAGGAGCCGUAGGGACCUGGAGAAACCCGCAGAAGCUCCGGGAACCGCUGGGGCACAGGGGACCUGUAGGGACCUAUAGGGGCUUGUAGGGACCUGGAGAAACCCGCAGAAGCUCCGGGAACCGCUGGGGCACAGGGGACCUGUAGGGACCUAUAGGGGCUUGUAGGGACCUGGAGAAACCCACAGGAGCUCCAGGAACCGCUGGGGCACAGGGGACCUGUAGAGAUCUAUAGGGGCUUGUAGGGACCUGGAGAAACCCACAGGAGCUCCAGGAAGCACUGGGGCACAGGGGACCUGUAGAGAUCUAUAGGGGCUUGUAGGGACCUGGAGAAACCUGCAGGAGCUCCAGGACCCCCAGCGCACAGGGGACCUGUAGGGAGCUAUAGGGGCUUGUAGGGACCUGGAGAAACCCGCAGGAGCUCCGGGACCCCCAGCGCACAGGGGACCUGUAGGGAGCUAUAGGGGCUUGUAGGGACCUGGAGAAACCCGCAGGAGCUCCAGGACCCCCAGGGCACAGGGGACCUGUAGGGACCUAUAGGGGCUUGUAGGGACCUGGGGAAAUCCACAGGAGCUCCAGGAACCCCUAGGGCACAGGGGACCUGUAGAAAUCUAUAGGGGCUUGAAGGGACCUGGAGAAACCCACAGGAGCUCCAGGACCCCCAGGGCACAGGGGACCUGUAGGGAUCUAUAGGAGCUUGUAGCGACCUGGAGAAACCCGCAGGAGCUCCAGGAACCCGUAGGGCACAGGGGACCUGUAGGGAUCUAUAGGGGCUUGUAGGGACCUGGAGAAACCCGCAGGAGCUCCAGGACCCCCAGGGCACAGGGGACCUGUAGGGAUCUAUAGGGGCUUGUAGGGACCUGGAGAAACCCGCAGGAGCUCCAGGACCCCCAGGGCACAGGGGACCUGUAGGGAGCUAUAGGGGCUUGUAGGGACCUGGAGAAACCCGCAGGAGCUCUGGGACCCCCAGCGCACAGGGGACCUGUAGGGAGCUAUAGGGGCUUGUAGGGACCUGGAGAAACCCGCAGGAGCUCCAGGACCCCCAGGGCGCAAAGGGCCUAUAGGGACCUGUAGGGACCCCGCGGGAGCCAUAGGGGCCGGGGGCAGCCCAUGGAGGGGGACUGGGCGCCCCCGUCCCCGGGGGGGUCACCGUGGGGCUCGCGCUCGCCCUCGCCGCCCGCCGAGGGGGCCCCGGGGGGCUCGCGCUCGCCCUCGCCGCCCGCCGAGGGGGCCCCGGGGGGCUGGGGGGAGGCGCCGCGGGCCGCCUUCGGGGAGCUGCGGCUGGAGGAGGUGAUCGGGGCCGGGGGCUUCGGGCGCGUCUUCCGGGGCACGUGGCGGGGCGAGGUGGUGGCGGUGAAGGCGGCGCGGGGCGACGCGGGGGCGGCGGGGGCCGCGAGCCUGCGGCGCGAGGCCCGUCUCUACGCCCGCCUGCGGCACCCCAACGUGGUGGCCCUGCGCGCCGUCUGCCUCGAGCCGCCCCACCUCUGCCUCGUCAUGGAGUUCGCCGCCGGCGGGCCGCUGUCGCGGGCGCUGGCCGGGCGCCGCGUGCCGCCCGCCGUGCUGCUCGACUGGGCCCGCCAGAUCGCCCGCGGCAUGCGCUACCUGCACGCCGAGGCGCCCGUCGCCCUCAUCCACCGCGACCUCAAGUCCAGCAACGUGCUGCUGUCGCAGCCGGUGGAGGGCGACGACGUGAGCGGGAAGACGCUGAAGAUCACGGACUUCGGGCUGGCGCGCGAGUGGCAGCGCACGACCAAGAUGAGCGCGGCCGGCACCUACGCCUGGAUGGCGCCCGAGGUCAUCAAGGCCUCCACCUUCUCCAAGGGCAGCGACGUCUGGAGCUACGGGGUGCUGCUGUGGGAGCUGCUGACGGGCGAGGUGCCGUACCGCGGCAUCGACGGCCUCGCCGUGGCCUACGGGGUGGCCGUCAACAAGCUGACGCUGCCCAUCCCGUCCACCUGCCCCGAGCCCUUCGCCCAGCUCAUGGCCGCCUGCUGGGAGCAGGACCCGCACCGGCGGCCGGGCUUCGGGGCCAUCCUGGCGCGGCUGUCGGCGCUGGAGGCGCCGGGGCUCGGCCUCGCCCCGGAGUCCUUCCACUCGCUGCAGCAGGGCUGGCGCCGCGAGAUCCAGGGGCUCUUCGAGGAGCUGCGGGCGCGCGAGAAGGAGCUGCUGAGCCGGGAGGAGGCGGUGGCGCGGGCGGCGCUGGCGCAGCAGUCGCAGGCCGAGGCGCUGCGGCAGCGGGAGCAGGCGCUGGCGCGCUGGGAGCUGGAGGUGCUGGAGCGGGAGCUGAGCCUGCUGCUGCGGCCCCCCGGGCCGGGCCCCGGCCCCCGCCGGCCCCCCGCCGCCCCCAAGCGCCGCCGCGGCACCUUCCGCCGCCCCAAGCUGCGCCGCCCCGCCGACCACAUCAGCAUGCCCCAAGAUUUCAAGCACCGCCUGACGGUCCAGGCCUCGCCGGGGCCCGACGGCCGCGGCCGGGACCCCCAGGAGGGGCCGGGGGGGUCGCCGCCCUUCCCCCGCCUGCGUGCCAUCCAGCUGGAGCCCUCGGACACGGAGCCGCCGUGGGGCCACGGGGGGCCGGAGCGGCGCGGCGGGAAAGGCGGCGCCAACGGCAGGCGGAGGUCGCGGCAGGAAGAGACGACCUGGUACCUGGACCCUGACGAGCUCGGCCAGGGGGACGCCGCCCUGAACGGCGAGGCGGCGCCGGGGGCCCAGGAGUCCGAGGAGGGCCGGGGCGAGCGGGGCGGGACGCCGCGGCUGCUGCGGCGGGCGCUGCUCCGCGGCUCGGCCCUGCUGGCCUCGCUGGGGCUGGGCCGGGAGCUGCCCCCCGCCGAGGCUCCCCGCAGCCCCCCGCCCUCCCCGGGCCUGCUGCGCCUCUCGCCCCGCCGGCCCGCCCGCACGCCGGGGUCCCCCGAGCCCACCGGCGCCCGCACGCCUGGCACCCCGGAGCGGAGCUGGCCGGGCACCCCGGAGCCGAGCCGGGCCCGGACACCCGGGACGCCGGAGCUGAGCUCGCCUGGCACCCCGGAGCCGAGCCGGACCCGGACACCCGGGACGCCGGAGCUGAGCUCGCCUGGCACCCCGGAGCCGAGCCGGACCCGGACACCUGGGACCCCGGAGCGGAGCUGGCUGGGCACCCCGGAGCCGAGCCGGGCCUGGACACCCGGGACGCCGGAGCUGAGCUCUCCUGGCACCCCGGAGCCGAGCCGGGCCCGGACACCUGGGACCCUGGAGCCAAGCCGAGUCCGGACGCCUGGCACCCCGGAGCUGAGCCGGGCCCGGACACCCGGCACCCCGGAGCUGAGCUCUCCUGGGACUCCAGAGCCGAGCCGGGCCCGGAUACCUGGGAUUCCAGAGCUGAGCUCACCUGGAACGCUAGAGGCGAGCUGGGCGCGGACACCUGGGACCCCAGAGCCAAGCCGGGCCCGGACGCCUGGCACCCCGCUGAGCUCACCUGGAACCCCGGAGCCAAACAGGGCCCGGACGCCUGGGACCCUGGAGCUGAACUGGCCUGGGACGCCUGGGACCCCUGAACCAAACAGGGCCCGGACGCCUGGGACCCUGGAGCUGAAUUGGCCUGGGACGCCUGGGACCCCUGAACCAAACAGGGCCCGGACGCCUGGGACCCCAGAGCCAGGUCGAGCCCGGACGCCUGGGACCCUGGAGCUGAAUUGGCCUGGGACGCCUGGGACCCCUGAACCAAACAGGGCCCGGACGCCUGGGACCCCAGAGCCAGGUCGAGCCCGGACGCCUGGGACCCUGGAGCUGAAUUGGCCUGGGACGCCUGGGACCCCUGAACCAAACAGGGCCCGGACGCCUGGGACCCCAGAGCCAGGUCGAGCCCGGACGCCUGGGACCCUGGAGCUGAAUUGGCCCCGGACGCCUGGGACCCCCGAACGAGGUUGGGCCCAGACACCUGGGACCCCGGAGCCAAGCAGAGCCCGGACACCUGGGACCCUGGAGCUGAGCUCGCCUGGGACCCUGGAGCCGAACAGGGCCUGGACGCCUGGGACCCCUGAACGAGGUCGAGCCCGGACGCCUGGGACCCCAGAGCCAGGUCGGGCCCGGACGCCUGGGACCCUGGAGCUGAACUGGCCCCGGACGCCUGGGACCCCAGAACCAAACAGGGCCCGGACGCCUGGGACCCCGGAGCCAGGUCGGGCCCGGACGCCUGGGACCCUGGAGCUGAGUCGGCCCCGGACACCUGGGACCCCAGAGCCAAACAGGGCCCGGACGCCUGGGACCCCGGAGCCAGGUCGGGCCCGGACGCCUGGGACCCUGGAGCUGAGUCGGCCCCGGACACCUGGGACCCCAGAGCCAAGCAGAGCCCGGACGCCUGGGACCCUGGAGCUGAACUGGCCCCGGACGCCUGGGACCCCUGAACCAAACAGGGCCCGGACGCCUGGGACCCUGGAGCUGAAUUGGCCUGGGACGCCUGGGACCCCUGAACCAAACAGGGCCCGGACGCCUGGGACCCCGGAGCCAGGUCGGGCCUGGACGCCUGGGACCCUGGAGCUGAGUCGGCCCCGGACGCCUGGGACCCCAGAACCAAACAGGGCCCGGACGCCUGGGACCCUGGAGCUGAGUCGGCCCCGGACACCUGGGACCCCAGAGCCAAGCAGAGCCCGGACGCCUGGGACCCUGGAGCUGAACUGGCCCCGGACGCCUGGGACCCCGGAGCCAGGGGGGGCUGGGACGCCCCAGACGCCUGGGUCCCCGGAGCUGCUGAUCGACCUGGAGUCGCCGGGACCCUGCCGGGAGGGAGAAGCUGGUGCCUGGGACAAGGCCUGGGGCCCGGCGCUGCCUUUCUCGGAGCUCUACGCCAAGUCGCUGGAGCAGGGCCGGAGCGAGGACCCCGCGGGGGACGUGGGGGACGUGGGGGACGUGGGGGACAGCGACGGCGACGACGGCCCCGACGACGGCGACAUCCUGCACCCCACGACCCUGGACCCACUGACCCUGCACUUCCCAGUGACCUGUGAUUCCCAUGACCCCAUUAACCCCAUGACCUCUAUGACCUUCUGCCCCAUGACCCUGUCGCCGGUGCCCCUGGCCGACCCCACGCCCGACCUGCUGCUGCCGCACCGCAGCCCCUCGCACGGCGACACGGGCCCCCCCGGCCUGGAUGCCGGGGCCCCCGCGACCCCCCCGGAGCCCGGCGACCCCGCGGCCGUGCUGCCCCGGACCCUCUCGCUGCAGAGCUCCAUCAGCAAGAUGCUGGCGGAGGCCGGGGAGCCGCUGGAGGCCGAGUGGGAAUCGAUCUCCAACCUGGGCGGCCGCCUGCAGCAGCAUCCUGGGAGGCGCUGGCCCCAGACGCUCUCAGAGAAGGUGUCGCAGCUGGAGGCGAUGCUGAAGCGGCUGCAGGAGGAUCUGCAGGAGGGCCAGGAGGCGCAGGCGCGGCUGCAGGCCGAGGUGCGGACGCUGCGGCGGCUGCAGCAGGAGCAGGAGGACGCGGCGGCGCGGCUGGGCCAGCCCCUACCUCAGCCCCUAUAG